Microthlaspi erraticum is the source of this 537-nucleotide messenger RNA. NCBI's taxonomy places the organism in Eukaryota, Viridiplantae, Streptophyta, Magnoliopsida, Brassicales, Brassicaceae. The record is from the annotation of a GenBank genome assembly.
AUGUACCAAGGGGAAUGGAAACCCUUUGGGAAUGGACUCGGUCGAGCUAGGCAAACUCGACCGAUUGGUCAAGGAGAUGCUCCAAACCGCCACCAACAGAGACAAGGGAUUGUUCCACCACCAGUGCAGAACCACAACUUUGAGAUCAAGCUGGGAAUGAUCAACCUUGUCCAGAACAAGAUGUUCCAUGGAUUGCCAAGUGAAGACCCCAUUGACCACCUUGAUGAGUUUGAUAGGCUUUGUGAUUUGACAAAGAUCAAUGGUGUCUCUGAAGAUGCCAUCAAGCUGAGACUCUUUCCUAUGUCUCUAGCUGACAAAGCUCACCAAUGGGAGAAGAGCUUGCCCCAUGGCACAAUCACCACUUGGGAUGAAUGCAAGAAGGCCUUUCUUGCUAAAUUUUUCUCCACCGGUCGCACAGCCAAGCUUAGAGGAGAGAUAUCCAGCUUCAUCCAGCGAAACAAUGAGACAUUCGCAGAGGCUUGGGAGAGGUUCAAAGGGCUACACAAGUCAGUGCCCACACCAUGGAUUCAACAAUGA